GAGCCGGCCGGGCGCCGCCACCUUCCCGGCCUCUCCGGUCCCCAGCGGCGCCGUCACCAUGUCUCUGGCGGCCUCGGCGGGCCGGGGCCCGGGGGCCGUGUGGUCCCCGACGCACGUGCAGGUGACGGUGCUGCAGGCGCGGGGCCUGCGGGCCAAGGGCCCCGGGGGCACGAGCGACGCGUACGCGGUGAUCCAGGUGGGCAAGGAGAAGUACGCCACCUCGGUGUCGGAGCGCAGCCUGGGCGCGCCGGUGUGGCGGGAGGAGGCCACCUUCGAGCUGCCGCCGCUGCUGUCCGCCGGGGCCGCGCCCGCCGCCGCCGCCACCUUGCAGCUCACCGUGCUGCACCGCGCGCUGCUCGGCCUCGACAAGUUCCUGGGCCGGGCCGAGGUGGAUCUGCGGGAGCUGCACCGGGACCAGGGCCGCAGGAAGACCCAGUGGUACACCUUGAAAUCCAAACCAGGAAAGAAGGAUAAAGAGCGAGGAGAAAUUGAGGUUGACAUCCAGUUUAUGAGAAACAACAUGACUGCUAGCAUGUUUGACCUCUCCAUGAAAGACAAGUCUCGGAAUCCAUUUGGGAAGCUGAAGGACAAGAUCAAGGGGAAACCUAAGGACAAUGCAUCGGACACUGCCUCCGCCAUCGUUCCCAGCAUGACGCCCUCAGCUGAUAGUGACGAUGAGUCUCCUUUAAAAGACAAGAAAAAGAAAUCGAAGAUCAAGACUUUGUUUUCCAAGUCUAAUUUGCAGAAAACACCACUUUCCCAGUCCAUGUCUGUCCUGCCUACGUCAAAGUCAGACAAGGUCUUGCUUCGUCCUGGAGACUUUCAAUCCCGGUGGGAGGAUGAUGACAAUGAGGAUGAGUCGUCUUCUGCCUCGGAUGUCAUGUCUCACAAGAGAACAGAGAGUGCAGAUCCUAAGCAACUGAACCAGAGCAAUUUCAGCCUGCCCAAGAGGGAAGGACCCUCCUUUUUUGGUGGCCUUCGGUCUAAGAAUGAUGUCCUUUCUCGCUCUAACGUCUGUAUCAAUGGGAACCAUGUUUACUUGGAGCAGCCGGAAACCAAGGGCGAGACGAAGGAGAGCACUCCCUCCUCUUCCCCGUCUCCCCAGGGCUUCCGGAAGAAGCAUCUGUUCUCUUCCACCGAAAACCUGGCGACUCGGUCUUGGAAGGAGCCUGGGGAUGGAGGGGCAGUGUCUUCCGACAGGCGGUUGUCUGAGUCUUCCACAAAGGACUCUCUCAAAUCCAUGUCUCUGCCAUCCUACCGGCCACAGGUCAGUGGGGAUAUUCGGGAGAACGCAGCACUAGCGAGCUUGGAGGCUGCAAAGGAAACCAAAGAGAGCAAGAAGCAGGAGAAUAAGAAGUCCUCUUUGCUGUCCCUGGUGACAGGAAAGAAGGACGCAGCCAAGGGCAGCGAAGGUGGAAGCCCUCCUACCAUCCCAGGGAAGGAGACAGAAGGCACAUCGAUGGAAGUCAAACCGAGGGAGGACCAGCCAGGGCCUGACGAAGACCUAGGGAAACGAUCUGAGAAGGAUACUGUGGCCGUUGUCUUUGGACAGGGCCGCUCCCUGAACCCGUUUGAAGAAGUGCGGGUCACAGAACCUGAACCUGACCGACAGCUCACGUUUGAACCCACACCCCCCGUCGGCUCUACGAGGGCACCGCAAACGAAAGCUGUCAAGCCACGACUGGACGUGUCUCCAGAGGCUCCAGCCACAGCCAGGCUUCCUUCUUCCCCUGACUCUACUCUCUUUUUUUCUGCUCUUCUGUCCAGUUCUGGCCAGACACCUGUCCCUUCUAAAUUGGGGUGUUGUGCAGAGACACCAUCCUCUGAAUCUCCUUCUGUCUUCUCUUUCUCAUCUCCCAUUGUGGCUCCCAUUUCCACAUCCACGCCGGUUGAAAACUGGCCCCCCACAGACCAGGGCCAGGCCAGUCCUGAAGAACCAUCUUUGCUCCAUAAGGCAGAAUUGUUAAGAGAGAGUUUAACACAAGAUCCAAAGACUGUUUCUUGUGCCUCGGGGUCACGUUUCCAACAGCUCCCCACUCCAGCGUGGAAGGGAAUGGAAGAUUAUCCAAUGGGGAAGACCAGUGAGAUAGGCCUGGAGAGCACCGUCGGUCAUGACUCAGAAAGGUCUCUCCUGAAGCAACCUGAAAUGGCCCAACGGGAAGAAGUUCAGAGGGCUCCCCACUCAGAACAAGGCUAUGCCCCUUCGUCUCAAGAGGCCCAAGAAGUAACACUUGCUCCUUCAUUCAGAAGUGGCCAGAUUGAGAGCCCGGCGUGGAGGCCUCUGAUGGGGGAACACACAGGCUCAGAGCAUCCAUUUGGGUCUUUUGGGGAGAACAGAGUUAAGGGGGGCAGCAUGACUUCUGCAAUUAAAGAAGCGGCACCCCCUCUUCAGUCUGGAGAAUCAGCUCCCACUCUUGGCUCUGUGAUGCAGAGACACAAAGAGAAUGUUGACGAAAGCCGAAAGAAAAUCAAGAAGCGUGUAUCAUUUUCAGAGGAGAUCUUUAUGGAAGAGGAGCUAGAGGAGUCCACUGGGUUGGUGGAAGAGCACAGAGAUAAUCCCCAGGAGGUGACACACAAAGGAGCCACCUCUGGAAACCUGUCAGAUGGAGAGCCUGCUGGGUGUUUCCACGCAGAGGUCACAGAGACGGAAGCUGUGUCUGCACCUGGGCCAGUGAAGCAUGGUGUGCCAGCUUCCAUGGCAGACCCCCUUCACUUCCCCUCUUCCAAGGAGUGUGUCUCAGAAGGCUCCGUGAGUGAGGCAAGCUCAGGGAAAGACAUCCCACUCUUAAGGAUUGAGCGAGACCAUACGCCUACGGCUCAAAAUCAGAGCAAAGCCAGUGAUCACGAAGGUUUAUUGUCUGAUCCCCUGAGUGACCUUCACUCUAUCCCAGGUAUUAACUCUCCAGUCAUGGCUGAUCUGGGCUUAACCCUUCCUGCAAUUCCUGAAGUGGCGUCAGAUGACGAAAGGGUGGAUCAGGGUGAAGAUGACAGAGAGACAGCCCAGGUGGCAGCCCUGCAAGUAGGACCUUCCUCCGUGAGCAUGUCACAUGCCCAUCCUGAGAUGGAGAAGGGGCCGAGGGGCGAGGCAGAUGGGUGGGCGGCGCCUGUAGAGAGCCUGCCUGACCUCGGGUCAAAAGCACCCGAAGCAUCUGUUAUGGCCUCUUCAGAGCCAACUCCAGCUUCAGGAAUUCAUAAACCAGAGCUUGGCAAGAGCUCACGCUUGGAUAAACAGCUGCCAGGUCCUGGCUGUGGCAAGAAGGAAAAGCUGAUGGGAAAUGGGAGUCCCAGCCAGCCUCCUGAUACAGCCCUCGACUCUCCUGUACCCAGCCCCUCCUUUUCUGAGACCUUUCCUAUUACACACUCUUUCCCCAGCCACCCACAUGCUGACACUCACCACACCAGUACAGCAGAAUCUCAAAAAAAAGCAACAGCAGAGGGCUCCGCUGAUAAAGUGGAAAAUUCUGGCAAGAGGAAGCUGCUUCUUCAGGCCUGGGUCUCACCCUCAGAGACACAGCCAGUCUCAGCUCAGCCAAGCACGGGAACGGGGUCAGCCAAGCACAGACUUCAUCCCGUGAAGCCAAUGAACACAACAGCCACCAAGAUUGCGAACUCCAGCUUGGGCACUGCCACCAUCAUCAGUGAGAACUUGAUCAACGAAACCAUGAUGAAGAAAUACAACCCCUCGGACCCUGCCUUUGCUUAUGCACAGCUAACCCAUGAUGAGCUGAUCCAGUUGGUUCUCAAACAGAAGGAGACAAUAAGCAAGAAGGAGUUUCAGGUUCGAGAGCUGGAAGACUACAUUGACAAUCUGCUAGUCAGGGUCAUGGAAGAAACCCCCAACAUCCUCCGAGUUCCGGCUCAGGUCGGCAAAAAGGCAGGAAAGAUGUGAACUGUCACCCUUGACACUGAGACUGUUCUGUGAGUUUGUUUCUACCUGCUCCUGAGGUCAGGGACUCCGUAUGCCUGAUAACCAGCCUUCAGGCUCCAAGUCACCAUCUGCCUCCCUGUGUGUUAUCUGGCAAGAGUCAGCUCCACCAGCCAAAGCCAGGUUAAUUAUUACAAUGAAUCUCUUGCUGUACAUUCCCAGGGGUUUGUUUUUAAAUGCCACUGUGCCUUUAACGAUAUUGUAAGUACUUUAUUCUCUGACCAGAGAUGUGGUCAUAAGAUCUGUCCAGAGAUUCAGAUGAUGCAGGGUUAUUCGGGUAUUUAACAUUGGGGUUUUCUUUCUUCGAUAUUGAUGUUUAAAAUACAUACUACCACCCCCACCCCGCCCAGUCAGUAAAUUAGGGGGUGAAAUGAGAAGGACCGGGCAGUUGGUGUUGCAUUACACUUACUUGCUUGGUUUUUUAGUAGCUUAGGGUGGCUUUUGGCUGCAGGUGCUAAAUUUUGAUCCUGUGCAAACCUUCUGGGCUUCUUGGGCUUGGUCUUGAUUUGCCCGAAGCAGGGGAGUUUAAAGAAAGCCUUUGAGUGUGCCUUGUAGAUUCUGAACGAGCUGCCUUUUCUAAACACCAGCUACCACUACUCUUUAGCCUUACAACAUGUUCCUUAUCGAUCCACAGGGCCUGUCUAUGGAGACAUGAGAAGUAGAAGAGGGCAUGUGUCACUUUGCACUCACUAAUAAGGGUUGAUCAAAGUCUCAUGGUAGCCAGGUUCCUGCUGGCUGGUGUGGCCCCAUCAGUGCCUUGAGAAGGGAUCGGGUGACCCAAGCAUUUAUUAACUCAGUUCCACCAGGUAUGGAAUGAUUUUAGUAGGACUCCUGUGGCCUGUUCCCUUGGUGCCUUUGCUUGGCUCCCUGAUUUCCUCAGCAACACUUCCUGGCACUCCUCCACCAUCCUUGUUAUAAAAUUAUGAAGAGCAAGAAGAUAACACUUAGUUUUGGUUGGUGGUAUUUUUAAAUCUAGACAGACACACCUUUUUUCUUUUCUUUCUUUCUUUUUUUUUUUUUUUAAAGCUAGGACACUUCUGAACUAAUAGCCCUGGUUCGGGUCCCUCAGGUAGUUUCAUUGUUCGGAACCUAAUACUGGAAUUAGAAUGUUUCUGUGUUGCUUGUGGCUGUCACAGAAUCAUCUCAGAGCCUUGAGCUCCCUUGGGGAUGGAGUGGGGGAGAGGAGAUCACAGGCCAGCAUGGUGGGCAGGGCUCGAGGCAACAACGGUUAUAAGGCUGGGGGUCUUUUCUGUAUGUUCUUGUUCUUGUUCUAUGUACCGGAGGAGGCAAGACGGUUGUCAGCAGAACCCCGUUCAGGAGCACAUGUUUGCUGCAAUGUUAGUUAUAUCGGAGCACUUUAAUCCGAAGGAUGAUACUAUAACUUGAUUAAUCAGCUUUUGAUUACCUAUAGCUGUUUUAUUUAAUACUCUCUUACAGAAGUGGGGACCACUGUAAACUUCUCAGAGGACUUGUAUUUUUGUAGUGCUAUGAAAGUUAUUUACAUACCUAUAAAGAGAACCAGAUAUUCACCUCA
Molecule: messenger RNA, 5459 nt
Organism: Nyctereutes procyonoides (raccoon dog)
Lineage: Eukaryota; Metazoa; Chordata; Mammalia; Carnivora; Canidae
Gene: RAB11FIP1
Product: RAB11 family interacting protein 1
Exons: 6
Coding region: 59-3889 (1276 amino acids)
Biological process (GO): regulated exocytosis
Cellular component (GO): intracellular membrane-bounded organelle
Molecular function (GO): small GTPase binding
Source: RefSeq, a predicted model, not a curated record